Sorghum bicolor (sorghum) is the source of this 2073-nucleotide messenger RNA. Its product is annotated as cyclin-D4-1. Gene Ontology annotation, molecular function: cyclin-dependent protein serine/threonine kinase regulator activity. Lineage: Eukaryota; Viridiplantae; Streptophyta; Magnoliopsida; Poales; Poaceae. The record is from RefSeq and is a predicted model, not a curated record. Gene Ontology annotation, cellular component: cyclin-dependent protein kinase holoenzyme complex; cytoplasm; nucleus. Gene Ontology annotation, biological process: regulation of cyclin-dependent protein serine/threonine kinase activity; mitotic cell cycle phase transition. The transcript is spliced from 6 exons. The coding region runs from base 314 to 1435 and encodes 373 amino acids.
AGCGCGAGCCGCGAGGAGGAGACGGGAGGGCGAGGCACAGCCAGGCAGGCAGCCGCACGGCACAACUGCACCGCACUCUGCCUCCUCCCUCCCUCCCUCCCUCCCUCCCUCCGUCCGUUCUCCCCCCUUGUCCUUCUCCACUCGGCACUGCCGCAUUCUGCUCGCUACCCAAACACGCGCACAAGCAGCAGCCGGUUACAUCGCCGGCGGCGCGCGCACGGCAGGAGAGGAGAGGGAGACGCGGCCGGAAGAAGGCGCAGGCUUUGGUUUGCCGGGGCCCGGUGGGAGUGGGAUACGCCGGUAGUACAGAGCCAUGGCGCCGAGCUGCUACGACGUGGCCGCGUCCAUGCUCCUCUGCGCCGAGGAGCACAGCAGCAUCCUGUGCUUUGAGGAGGAAGAGGAGGAGGAGUUGCAAGUGGUGGGGAGAAAGAGAGCCCGGUCGCCGGAGCCGGACUACGGGGACGAUUUCGGCGUGGAUUUGUUCCCGCCGCAGUCGGAGGAAUGCGUGGCCGGUCUGGUGGAGAAGGAGCGGGAACACAUGCCGAGGUCCGACUACGGCGAGAGGCUGCGCGGCGGCGGCGGCGACGGCAUCGAUCUCUGCGUCCGCCGGGAAGCCAUCGACUGGAUUUGGAAGGUUUACACAUACUACAACUUUCGUCCUCUCACUGCCUACUUGGCAGUGAACUAUCUUGAUCGUUUCCUCUCACGGUACGAGCUGCCGGACGGCAAGGACUGGAUGACACAACUCCUCUCGGUGGCGUGCGUUUCUCUAGCCGCCAAGAUGGAGGAAACUGCCGUCCCUCAAUCUCUGGACCUUCAGGUCGGAGAUGCGCGCUAUGUGUUUGAGGCCAAGACGAUCCAGAGAAUGGAGCUCCUUGUUCUGAGCACCCUCAAUUGGAGGAUGCAGGCCGUGACACCUUUCUCCUACAUGGAUUACUUCCUAAACAAGCUCAAUGGUGGCAACGCGGCGCCAAGAAGCUGGUUCUUUCAAUCCGCAGAGCUUAUCCUCUGUGCAGCCAGAGGAACCUGCUGCAUAGGGUUUAGGCCGUCUGAGAUCGCCGCGGCAGUUGCGGCAGCCGUGGUCGUCGGAGAAGGGAACGUCGCAGGCAUUGAGAACGCCUGCCUUCACGUAGACAAGGAGCGGGUGUUGCUGUGCCAGGACGCGAUCCAGUCCAUGUCCAUGGCGUCCUCGGCCAUUGACACUGUGCCACCAAAGUCUGCGAGCGGCAGCGGCAGGACCUCCACCUCCUCCCCUGUGCCUGUGCCAUGGAGCCCUGUAGGGGUGCUGGACGCUGCUGGCUGCCUCAGCUACAAGAGCGAAGACGAUGCCGCCGGGGCAGCAGCGACUGUUGCUGCUGCCUCACAUGGGGCCUCUGGCUCUUCAAGCUCAUCGCCCCCAGUGACCAGCAAAAGGCGAAAACUCACCAGCCGAUGAUGCAUUGUUGCAGUGACCGGUCAAAGUGCGUGCCCAAUGAGCAGAGUGAACUGACUAGGACUAGUCUAGUCUGCUUUUGAUUUUCUUUUUUUACCGCGCCAAGAAAGGUCAAAUGGCUCCCGAUUGCAACGGAGGUGGUGGUUGUGCUGUGUGAGAUGGAUGUGCAUUGAGAGGCGAAAAGGGAGGGGAUUUUGACAUGACGAGAGGAGUCUGGGCAAGAGCAAGAAGUUGAUGAAUAAAGAUGUGAGGUGGACAACACCUAAAUUGCUGAGCUUUUCUUUGCAAGGACCGGAGGAGAGGAGGGAGACAGACAGGCAGCCACAAGCUUGGUGUGCCACAAAGGGCGCACCAUGGCUUUGUGGGAACACAAAGCUGGAGGAGAUCGAUGAAUGAGAUGAUCAGAAUAAAGGUGGUGAAGGGCCUGGAGGGACCAGGCCGUAGGCAAUAUGUAGGAGAACUAGGCACUGACCUGCCUAUCUUUGAGUAUUAUCUGAUAAAUUGCUUUAGUAGUUUCUAGUAUUUUUUUUUUAUUUUUCAGUUUCAUUGUGAAGAGAAAAAUGUAGGAGAGGAGAAAUGUAUUUGUGACCCAAAAAAAAGUUGAUCCAGAUGAAUAAAUUAUGAGGCUAACAUGAGAAAAA